This is a messenger RNA of Dromaius novaehollandiae (emu), 1507 nucleotides long. Its product is annotated as bcl-2-binding component 3-like. Lineage: Eukaryota; Metazoa; Chordata; Aves; Casuariiformes; Dromaiidae. The record is from RefSeq and is a predicted model, not a curated record. The coding region runs from base 279 to 854 and encodes 191 amino acids. The transcript is spliced from 4 exons.
GUCCGGGGCGGGGCGAGGUGGGGCGGUGACGUCACGGGGCGGGGCCCUGCCGAGAGCGGUGCCGCGGCGCGCGCUGCCAGAACCGAGCGCGAGCCGGUGCCGAGCGCAGCGCCCGCCCCGCGCCCGCCCCGGACCCGCCGCCCCGCACGGUUCAUGCAGCUGCAGUAAGCACGACCCGACCCGACGGGACGGUGACGGGGCCGGUGGGAUGCGUGCCGUGCCGUGCCGUGCCGUGGGACGGCGUGCCCCGUGGGGCAGCGGGGAGCCCCCCGGGCGCGAUGGCCAGACCGCUGCGGGAGGGGAGCCGCGCCGAGCCGCCAGCCGCCCUGCCGGGACACCCUGCCUGCCGGGGGGGGCCGCUGGCGCUGCCGGCCCCCCUCUGCCGGGGCCCCCUCGCCGCCGCGCCCCGGCUGAGCUGCGCCUGCCCCGGGGCCCCCCCCGCCGCCGCCGCCGCCGCCUUCGCCCUCUACCGCUGCGCCCCGGGGCGCCGGGACACCCCUGCCGCCAGAGCCCCUGCCGGAGCUGGAGCCGGAGCCGGAGCUGCCGGAGCCCGUGGGGAGUUUCAGGCCACAGAGGACGACGGGCUGGAGGGGGAGGACCUGCCCGCGGAGCCGACCCGAGAGGCGGCCGUGCCCAACGGCCACGUGCCCGGGGAGCCCCCGAGCCUGGAGCAGGAGCUGGGAGCCCGCCUGCGCAGCCUGGGCGACGCCUUCCAGCGGGCCCACGAGCAGCAGCACCAGGAGCACCGGCGCCGCGGUGCCUUCUGGGGUCACGUCUACCACUUCGUGUCGCAGCUGCUGGGGGCCCUCUACAACCUGCAGGGAGACGCGCUGCCCGCGCAGGAGCCCAACUAAGCUGCGCGCCGAGCUGCUGCGGGACACGUGCCUGCCGGGGUCAACCCGCCCUGUGCAGACCGGAGCAAAAAUGUAGCGCAGCCAGAGGCCCCUCGGCGACCCAAAACUGCCUGGUGCUGUAACUCCUGCAGGGCCUCGUUUUUGCUGCAUCCCCCCUCCCCGUGCUGGGCACUUUCUAUUUAUUUAUUUAUUGUUCUGCUGCAGAGGGCGGGUUGGGAGCCCUAGGCAGGGGACGCGCGAGGCAGCCGCGAGCAGGCACAGGCUGUGGUGCCGGGGGCCGCAGCUGGUACCACGUGCCGGGGGCUGCGAGCGCUAUUCCUGCGACUGCAGUUGCUGCUGCCCGGCUCUGCCCCGCGUGGCUCUGCCUGGGAUUCCCCUUCCCCGGCCUGCCCAGCCCUGGGGGGGGGGCGUGGGGUACUGCCGCCGCUGCUCCUGGACACAGCAGCAGCGCGGGGGGGGCUGUAGCACUUUGUACAUACUGUAUGUUGGAUCUGUACAUAGAUGGGGAGGUGUGGGGAACUGUACAUUAUAUAUACUGGGCAGCACUGUGUACAUAGGGGAAGGAGGGGAAACUGUACAUUUGGGAACACACCUGCUGUACAUGAUCAGUUACUUUUUUUGUACGUUUCUUUUCAAUAAAAUGAAUUUAAGCA